Molecule: messenger RNA, 750 nt
Organism: Rotaria sp. Silwood2
Lineage: Eukaryota; Metazoa; Rotifera; Eurotatoria; Philodinida; Philodinidae
Source: the annotation of a GenBank genome assembly
AUGAAAACAUUACCAUAUGAAAAACAAUUAAAACGACCAAUACAUCAAGGUCUUAUCAAAUCUCCAAAAAUGAUGACUAAUAUUCAAGUUUAUGAUUUAAAAGAAAAUAAAAUAACUUCUUUACCAUCAUUAGGUAAUGUACAUCGAUUAAGUAUAAUUUUAUUUUAUAUUUAUGAAUGUAUACCAUCAAAAAAGCAUCUUAAUUAUUUUUCUACCUAUGCUUCAUCUCAUUGUACACAAUAUAAUUUUAUAUCAAUUAAUUGUAAUCAAAAUGAUAUUGAUGAUUUAAAAAUAUUGACUGAAAAUUUAACAAAUAUUCAAUGUUAUACUAAUUUUUCAUCAGAAGAUUUUCAAUAUGAACAAAAGGAAAACGAAAAACCAUUGCAUGAAUUAUUAUCAAUUGAUGGUGUACCUUUAUAUUUCAUCUUAGAUUUUUCAGGUCAUAUUGUUUGGAGAGGACGUUUAUGUACUCCAAAUCAAUUAAAAUAUGAUGCAGCAAUAGAUCAUAUAAUUGCUGGUGUUAAUCGAUUACCAUGUUCGACAGAAAAUUGUGAACUUUGUUAUUAUUGUUUAGUGAAUGAUACUAACAUUGAUUCAGAAUUAAAUGAUACAUCAAGAAUUCUUCAAUCAAUUCAACAACAACGAUUACAACAAUACGGAAAUAAAGAACUAGAAAAAGAAAAACAUAAUCAAACACGACGAAUUGUAUCAAUGAAAAACAAAUCAACUAGAAUGAAUGAUAAUGAAUAG